AAGAAAUGAUCUAAGCACAUUUGCUCACCCCUCGGCGAAAUUAGAAUUUUAGAUCAGUUUCCACAGCGUUGAAAUAUUUCAUCUAAAUAGCGUAAAUAAGAUUGACAGAUCAACAGAAAGCCGCUCAUAAACAUCAACAAAACACCAACAGCGUGCGGGGUUGGUUAUCGCAGUGUGCCUCGGUUAAAACCGCAACUUUGUUGAUAUUUAAGUGUAUUGUAAAAAACAAUAAUGUAAUAGAUGUUACUUUGUUCUUUUGUUCAAUUCGUCCACUAUCUGUGCACGUGGCCGGAAUGUCGAAACGUUCCGGGCACUUUCAGCUGAAGCAACCGUUGGCCUGCAAAAAGCCGAAACUCGAUAUCGAAAUCAUUCCCAGUCAGCAGUACCAACCCAGCACUUCCAAACCAAAUAAUGCACCGAAUGGUGCGGUUAAAAGCUCGGUAGAAAAUCUCUGGGACGAUGACGACGAUGACAUUAUCGUGCUCGCAUCACAGGCAGCGGAAGCGUUUGAGGCUGACAUUACGUUUGGAAGGUUUAGCCGAAGUGUAAAAUCCAGCACGCAGCAAACGGCGGAAAUCGUCACGACAGCGCACCUAGGCACCCAGAGGCCUUCUAAAGUACCGGAUAAGCUGGUGGCGGAGUUGUUUGCAGACGGGGAGGAUGAUUUGUUUUCGGAAAAGUUGGAUGACAAUUACCGCAACUUUGAUAACGCGAUCAACGACUACUUCAACAACAAUGAUGAUGAUUUCAAUCUGGAUGAGUUUCGUCAGCAGGAACAGUCCCCGUUGGUUGGUGGUAGACACGAGCCUGUUCCCAAGCUGCUCAAGAUUGAGGAGGAAUUUAAAACACCCGCACCGGUAGUGAAAGUGAAUUUGAACGAAAAGCCUUCAACUUCCAUUAAGCAAGCAACCCAUUCCAGCACGCGGCUAGGGAUGAUAUUUAGGCCGAAAACAUCAAGUACACAAUCGUCCAAAUUUGUGGCACCCGCAUCACAGCAAAGCACCGUGCCAGCAGUAGUGCCAAAACCCGAACAAGAUGUGAAAGAAUCGAGCACUCAAAAGCAAGAGCAAGCAAAAGACAUACAGGUAAAGUUUCUCACCAAACACGUAGAGCAGCUGGCAAAGAAGCUGGACAUCCUGCAGAAGGAUUGUAACGAAGCGGUCGAAAAGGUACAGGUGAAGGAUGGCGAGGUGUCGAUGUUACGGUACGAGCUGAAGAUGGUGAAAACCACCAACGAGCAGCUGCGGCUGGAGAAGAUCCGCGAAAAGGAAACGAUCCAGAGGGAAUGGAUCGAAAAGAUGAGAAAUCUCGAGAAAACUAUCUCAGCGCAAAAGGUGGAAAAUGAGUUUAAGGAGAUGGAAAUAAUGAAUCUGAAAACGAAGCGUUUAAACGCUACGGUGCGUGGCAGUGAGACGCGAGAUGGUGAUGAAGCUGCGACAACGUCCAAACGGCCCGAAUCUACCGUUGUUAGCGAGGAUAGCUUCAUUCUGUCCAGUAUGAUGCCGAAUCUAUCUCUCGCGGAAUCAGUCGAUCGGCACGAAACGCUUCAUUUCGAUCCGCAGCUGUUUAUCAAUCCAACCGACAGUUCUGCGCACGGACGUAAACUUCGCAAAUAUUCCAGAAUCACACGUAACGAGUUUGCGAUCGCCGAUCAACUCGUACUGUUACAGACGUGCCUUUCCCAGCUGCUAAGCAACGUUGCUAUCAAUGGUGGAGGAUCGGACACGAUCCAGCUAACCAGCGAUAUGUUUCCCUCCGUAGCGAUCGCGACGGAGAAAGGUUUGAACGAGAUCGUGCUGUACUGUCAGCGGUUGGGACAGCAGAAGGAAGCCGAACUGAAGGCUAGUGGGACGAACCGUUCCAGUGAGCGUAGCGUACAAGGGCGUCCAAGGAGCAAAAUGGAACUCACCUCACCGGUGAACAUUUUCCAGCAAGAGAAACUAUUCGUUGGCGAACAGGCGAUCGUUAUAAGAAGGUUUCUAGCACUGGUCGGGCUGUAUUGCAGAAUUUCAAACGAGCUGGUAGUGGAAAAACUGCUAAAAAACGGUCUCGUAUCACGACUAGCGAAUGAUAUUAAACAAAUCAGCGAUGCUAGCUUCUUGAUCGCGCUGCACGGAAUGAUUACGGGUGCGGCUGCCCUGCUGAACGGGAUUACCUUCCGCUCUAGGCGGAUAAAACUUUACGCUGACCACGGUGCGCAGCUGAUCGAGCUGUUUCGCUCGAUCGUACUGUGCCAAACCGAUGCACCAUCGUCGCUGGUAGAGUUGUCCGACUUUCUGCGCCAUUUGUCCAAGAUCACGGACGGCAGUGUGAACCAGCUGCUCAAUCGUCUCUGCAUCAGCCAUCAACCCGUCGUGCAUGUGCCGGCGCGAAAGCAGUAUCGGUUAAAAUCGAUCAGUUUUUCACAGGAAACCUGCACGCUGCAGAUGUACGCGGCAUUGUUGGAGAGUUCCGUUCGGCACCACGUACCGUACGAAGGUUGGCAGCUAAACCCGCUGCUGAAGAACACGGAAAAUACGAUACAUUUACUGCGCAACGUGUUACUGCAACCGGUUGGGUGGAUAAAAUCGUUUUACGAUCGUAACGAUCCAACUGGGUGCGAACUGUGCCAUAUCCGGACAGUGUCGGCAUUCGUUACGCUGUUGCAUCGUGUACUACUGUGCUGGAUUCAACGCGCAGUACGAGAAGAAGAAGAUGUUAGAAGAAUCCAUCGAAUUUCACAGCACGCGGUCUUGUUGCUGUACGAUCUGUUCCAAACGGCAUAUCAUAAAAAGUUGCUACGACUCGGUGGUCACACGGUUCGGUACCGUCUCAGGGUAGUGUACAAAUGGUUAAAGAUGUACGAGAAAGAUUUUAAUUUCCGUCCCGUUCACUGCACCACACUUGGUAUGCUGGAUAUGCGGCUCCUGAUGAGCGAUCCGCUCCGAUCGUCGCUCGAGACGGAAUGCGAAGAAUCGGAACAGGACAAGAAUGCGGGCACGAGUGAAGAUGAACGUAAAGUUGAGAGCAAAAAAAUAGUGGAUGAAUGCUUUACCGACUUCUUCACUACCUACCAUCGUAAUAAUGCUACCCAUUUAGAAUAGAGGCCCCUUGUUGGGAUGGUUUACUUUG
Molecule: messenger RNA, 3111 nt
Organism: Anopheles funestus (African malaria mosquito)
Lineage: Eukaryota; Metazoa; Arthropoda; Insecta; Diptera; Culicidae
Exons: 5
Coding region: 294-3083 (929 amino acids)
Biological process (GO): DNA damage checkpoint signaling; DNA repair
Source: RefSeq, a predicted model, not a curated record